Messenger RNA from Leptonychotes weddellii (Weddell seal), 1627 nucleotides. NCBI's taxonomy places the organism in Eukaryota, Metazoa, Chordata, Mammalia, Carnivora, Phocidae. The record is from RefSeq and is a predicted model, not a curated record.
AUGUAUCAUUUACAAGAUAUCCCAUCCAGAUGGAAGUCACUUGACUUUCCCUGCAGCAGAAAGCUGACUUGCAUUUUCUGGCCACACCAAGAUGGAUGUGGGCAUUGUCUUCUCUUCUCUGUCUGCAGGGUCCUCCUGGAGGAAGGAAGGGCCACAGUCCCCUGCCUGGCAGACAAGCUGACCUCUGAACUCAUCACGCACAUCUGUAAAACUUUGCCCCUGUUAGAAAAUCAGAUAAAGGAAAAUCAUGAGAAAAUAACAAAGGAGUUACAAAAGUACGGCUCUGACGUGCCCGAAGAGGAGCAUGAAAAAAUGUUUUUUCUGAUAGAGAAAAUUAAUGCCUUUAACCAUGACAUCAACUCCUUAAUCGAAGGGGAAGAAUUUGUGGGGGAGGACGAGAGUCGGCUCUUUACCAAAAUCCGAAACGAGUUCCACAAGUGGAGCUCUGUGAUUGAGAAGAAGUUCCAACAAGGUUACCAAGUUAUAUAUAAACAAAUCGAGAAAUUUGAAAAUCGGUAUCGUGGCCGAGAGCUGCCAGGGUUUGUCAAUUACAAGACGUUUGAGAUUAUCAUAAAACAGCAACUCAAAGAACUAGAAGAACCAGCUGUCUAUAUGCUGCACAUGGUAACUGAUAUGGUCCAAGCUGCCUUCACAGAUAUUUCGAAAGCAAAUUUUGCUGAAUUUUUCAACCUUUACAGAACUACCAAGUCCAAAAUUGAAGACAUUAAAUUUGAACUAGAAGAAGAAGCUGAGAAGUCCAUCCGCCUUCACUUCCAAAUGGAGCAGAUCGUCUACUGCCAGGACCAGGUGUAUCAGCGUGCAUUGCAGAGGGUCCGAGAAAAGGUGUCGGACGGGGAAAAGAAGAACAAAAAAAUAAACAGCAUGAGCUCCGAGGAAGGUUCUUCAGUAAACAUCUCCUUGUCUGAAAUCUUUGAGCAUUUGCUGGCUUACCGUCAGGAGGCCACCAACCGCAUCUCCAGCCACAUCCCCCUGAUCAUCCAGUACUUCAUCCUGCAAGUGUAUGGCCAGAAGCUGCAGAAGGGCAUGCUGCAGCUGCUCCAGGACAAGGACACCUACAACUGGCUCCUGAAGGAGCACAGUGACACCAGCGACAAAAGGAAGUUCCUGAAGGAGCGGCUCUCGCGGCUGGCCCAGGCUCGGCGCCGCCUGGCCAAGUUCCCCGGCUAAGGCGGGCUCCCGGUCCCACCCGCGCCUCCGGGGCACAUCUGCUGGGAGCGGGCGCGCGCUCUCCCCGCCCCCGGCCCCCCAACCACGUCACAGGAGUUAGCAGCCAGUCUUUCCAGUCGUUGUCUGUGCUUGUCCCUGAGCGGGCAGGGAGCUAGCAAGAGGAUGCAGGUCGUGAUGGCGAUCGGGAUUUGUCCUGGAGGGCUGCUGCCGCCGCCUUCCCAGUUAGGAAAAAUGAUUUUCCGCCCCCGGGAUUGUUCCUCCCGAGCCCUCUCCGUCUCCCACCGGGGACCGGUGCAUGCGAAGUGUCGUAGAAGGCUUUGUUUCUGCUUUGUGCCACUUGCUUUCAUGCAGCUGGUGUUUUGGGAGCAUUCGUGCCAUGUGCGUGGGCACUCGUAGAAGCUGUAUUUCACCGAUUGGUAAUAAACCAGUUUCUACCAGA